AUUUUAAGGAAAAAAAAAAAAAAGGAAAAGAAAAAGAAAAAGAAAGAAUGCAUACUAGUCUUGAAAAUAACAGGACAACAGAGACAACUUCUUUAUUGUAUAAUCGUCAAUCGUCUUUACAAAACAGAAGGCACUACACAGAAAGCCCUUUAACAAUACCUUUACCUUCUCCUUAUCGAGAAGGUGAACAGCAAAUUGCAACACAUCCUACUACAACACCAACCAAUAGCAGUCGCUUUAAAUGGUUCAAUAAACGUUCAGGAUCUUAUGAUGAAGAUAGACUAGGAUUAGUUAGGGAAAACACUGGUAUUCGAGUUUGGAGUGAGUCUUAUUCUAGUAUAGAUUGGAUUCAUGAUAGAAUUAAAGAGGGUGUUAGAAAAAGAAAAUUACAAGAAGUAUCCGGUUUAAGAGGACGAUUGUUAAAAACAAAUGAUGCAUUGCAGGCAUGGCUUUUAGUCAUUCUUGUAGGUACUGUUGUAGCUGCUAUUGCCUGGUUUAUAGACGUAGUUCAAGAAUGGAUGUCUGAUCUCAAGCAAGGAUAUUGCACAACUAAUUGGAGGUUAAAUAGCAAUUUUUGUUGCUGGGAAAAUAAUGAGACAUGUCAUGCAUGGAAAACUUGGCCAGAAGUAUUUGGCGUUGAAGAUGAAGAAUUAAGUUAUUAUGUAGCCAUGCUUAUGUAUACUGUAUUUGGUUUGUUGUUUUCAUUAAUUGCCGCAUUAAUGGUCAAAUUUACAGCAGAGAAAGUUAAAACCCAUCAUACUGCAUAUAAGCCAGUACCUUUCUCGAAAACACCUUCUAUCACUUCUAUUCCCUGUGAUACUGCAUAUUUGUCAAGUUGUGAGCCAGAUAAAAAAGAUGAAGUAAUUCAAUCUUCAAAGAAUGAAGCAAAGGUUGCGUAUUAUAGUGCAGGCUCAGGGAUUCCUGAAGUAAAAGUUAUUCUGGGAGGCUUUGUAAUCAAGGGAUUCUUGGGCAUAAAAACGCUCAUUGUUAAGAGUAUUGGCAUGAUUUUUUCAACAUCAGCAGGCUUGACGGUGGGAAAAGAAGGCCCUUUUGUUCACUUGGCAUGCUCAGCAGGAAACAUUGCAUGCCGUUUAUUUCCAAAGUAUAAUAAAAAUGAGAGUAAGCGAAGAGAAAUUUUAUCUGCAUCAGCAGCAGCAGGUGUAGCUGUUGCAUUUGGUGCACCUAUUGGGGGUGUACUUUUUAGCUUAGAAGAAGUUAGCUAUUAUUUCCCCAUGAAAACUAUGAUUAGAAGUUAUUGUUGUGCUGCUGUAGCUGCAAUUGUGCUCAAGAUUACAGAUCCAUUUGGUACAGGAAAGAUAGUUUUAUAUCAAGUCUCAUAUGAUAAAGAUUAUCAUUUAUUCGAGCUGAUUCCAAUGAUUAUCUGUGGCGCGUUUGCGGGUUUUUUUGGUGCAUUUACAACUUUUUUUAAUAUCAAAUUUCAACAUUUAAGACGUUCUACUUUUAUUGGAAGGUAUCCAAUUAUUGAAGUGUUGUGUAUCAUGCUUGUUACAGCUAUUAUUAGUUUUUGGAAUCCCUUUUCAAGAAUGAGUCUUAAUGAAUUUGCAGCUCAAUUAUUUUCAGAAUGCUCAUCCACAAAUGAUAAUGGUGGUCUUUGCGCUUAUACUACAGGAGAAAUUCCAAGACUGCUUUAUUUACUUAUUACAGCACUAAUUAUUAAAAUGGCACUUACAAUCGUCACAUUUGGUUGUUCUGUUCCUGGAGGUAUAUUCUUACCUAGCUUAAUUAUUGGUGCCAUUACAGGAAGAAUUAUAGGCCUUAUCAUGCAAUAUGUAACAUUAUCUUAUCCAAGCUUGUUUCCAGCGUGUGCUUACGAUUUAGAAACACGUGGUGAAUGCAUCAUUCCUGGAGUUUAUGCCCUUGUUGGUGCUGCAGCUGGUUUAGCAGGCGUAACAAAAACUACUAUUUCUUUAGUAGUUAUCAUAUAUGAAUUAACUUAUUCUCUUACAUAUUCUUUGCCAAUUAUGAUUGCUGUCAUGGUUGCAAAAUGGAUUGCAGAUGCCAUGUUUGUGGAGGGCAUAUAUGAUUUAUUGAUUGACCUUAAACAAUAUCCUUAUUUGGAAGCACGAAGAGAGUAUAUCCAUACAAUGACAAUCACGAAUGUGACAGAAUAUCUUUCCACGAUUAGUGUUGAUCUGCCUAUCACAGUAGGCGAAUUAAAGCAUAAGCUUUCAGUUAUUAGCACCAUGGGCUAUGGAGAAGAUGGUGGCUUCCCUAUUUUAAGUGAUGGAAAUAUUUUAGAAGGUUACAUUGCUACUAGUGAAGUAAGUCAUGGAUUAGAACAAUUAGAGAACGCUCUAGAAUCCUCUAUGACAGAGACCGAAAUAAAUCAAGUACCUUGCUACUUUACGACAUUUAAUCAAGGAUUAAGUUUUGAUAACCCUUCAACGAAUAUAAUUGAUAACCAGGAUUUGAAAACACCUAUUCGUACUUUAUUAGAGAAUAAUAUAGAUACAUCAAGCAUUAAUAAUUUAGAAGAAGUUGCAUCAAAACAAAUGACCCUAAAUAACUUUUCACAAUAUAUUGAUCACGCUCCUCUCACUAUUAAUCAAAAUGCUUCCAUGACUUUACUUAUGGAUAUGUUUACUAAGCUUGGUGCAAGGUAUGUCUGUGUCACUCAUUCAAAUGGACGCUAUUUAGGAAUCAUCCACAAGCGAAGACUCUUAGCAUACUUGAAAGGAUUAGAUGAAGGAGAUGAAUAGAAAAGAUGUUAUCCAUAUCACUCUUCAUAAUACCUAUCACAUACACAUUCAUACAUUCAUACAUACAUACAUGUACAUAUACAUAUACAUAUAUAUGUGUAUAUAUUUAUAUAUUUAUAUAUUUAUAUUACUUUGAAUAGAUUAAAGCUUUUUAUAUUAUAUAACAAAAAUAUAUGUCUUUUAUCAUCAAUUUAAAGUGAAGCAUAUUGCUUGUAUUUGAAUU
Messenger RNA from Cokeromyces recurvatus, 2943 nucleotides. Its product is annotated as chloride channel. Lineage: Eukaryota; Fungi; Mucoromycota; Mucoromycetes; Mucorales; Mucoraceae. Gene Ontology annotation, cellular component: Golgi apparatus; early endosome; membrane. The record is from RefSeq and is a predicted model, not a curated record. Gene Ontology annotation, molecular function: voltage-gated chloride channel activity. Gene Ontology annotation, biological process: transmembrane transport; chloride transport. The transcript is spliced from 14 exons. The coding region runs from base 48 to 2720 and encodes 890 amino acids.